This is a messenger RNA of Linum tenue, 1056 nucleotides long. The record is from the annotation of a GenBank genome assembly. Lineage: Eukaryota; Viridiplantae; Streptophyta; Magnoliopsida; Malpighiales; Linaceae.
UCCUCCCUUCCUCCAUAUCUAACUCCCCCCUUUCCUUAAUGUUGUCGUCGUCAUCCACCGGCGGCGAAGACUCCAGUCACCACGGGGCCGGCGGCGGCAACACGACUUCCUCUUCCGAUCAGUACCCUGACCCCGCUUACCCCACAACAUUCCCAAACCCCAGAACCAUGGAAGAAGUGUGGAAAGACAUCAACUUGUCCUCCCUCCACGACCAAUGCCCCACUCCCGGCGGCGACCAUCAGCACCACCACCACAACCAUAACCGCAACCACCACCACCGCCGCCAUCAAAAUCAAAACUUUAUCUUCCAGGACUUCUUCUCUCGCCCUUUCGACCAAGACCCACUUCCCUCUCGAUUCCCUCCCUCCUCCCCUGCCUCCGCCGCCGCCCCUCCGCCAUCCAGAGAUUCUCCCCUGCCCACACACGCCACCGUGCUGAGCCUGCACUCCGGCUCCGCCGGAUUACCGCCGGCCUCAACCCAUUUGCAGCCACACCAGAUGGUUUCCACUGAAUACCCUAUUCCCUUCAACAACACCCAAUUCGACGAUGGGCUGGACUGCUCUGCCUCGCUGCUGAACCCUUUUCAGAGGAAAAGGGUUCAGGAUUCCGAUGACGGCGGCGGCGGUGGAGGGGAUCGCCGGCAUAAGCGUAUGAUCAAGAACCGCGAGUCCGCCGCCAGAUCCAGAGCUAGAAAACAGGAAACUUUACCGUUCCCCUUUCCCCUCUCAAUUCCUUUUCCCCCCGUAGUUUCCCCCCAAUUUUGAAGUCUCGGGAUUUUCCCCCUCUGUUUUCCUCCUCUUGCAGGCUUAUACCAACGAAUUGGAGCUUGAAGUGCAGCAUCUGCUUGCCGAAAAUGCCAAGCUAAAGAAGCAGCAAGAAGAGCUGCGGGUGGCGGCAGCGUCGUCUCAAGUUGCCAAAAGGAGCACCCUCUUUCGGACGUCAACAGCACCAUUUUGAGCACAAGGGGAAUGGAUAUUUAGCUGCCCUGGCUGCGCGCUUUUGCAUUAAAAUAAGGCCAGAUCGAUCUUUUGACCUUAUUAGCCCAAAAAAACAAAA